Molecule: messenger RNA, 1466 nt
Organism: Physcomitrium patens
Lineage: Eukaryota; Viridiplantae; Streptophyta; Bryopsida; Funariales; Funariaceae
Source: RefSeq, a predicted model, not a curated record
UGUCGUCACCUUCACACGGUGGCUGUCCGCCAUCACCAUUGCGAUCGCUGCUGUCCUCGCGCUGCUGCGUUUCUGCGCCUCUGCUUGUUAAACAGGAUUCGUGCAAAUCAUUGUGAAAUAUGUUAGGUUCGCCAUUGGACUGCAUGGGGAACAGGGGAAGGCACAGGUGUGUUUUCGCAACCGAAGCAGCAAAUAUGCCUGGUGCUUUGCUUUCCGGCUUCGUUUAAGUGAGAAUUUGUACUUUUAGUUGCUUACAGACUUGAAGUCAUUCAUCAUGGGACCAAUCCGAUACUGCAGUAACAAGCAGAAUUUUUCUUUCAAGAGUUUUUAUUUUACUGUUCGCAAGGCCAGGUGCAAUGAAACAUACAUCUCAGUAGUUGAAAUUGGUGACCAGAUCACUGUAAAUUAUCCAGUUCACAAAUGCAGUCGUAGCGGAUCUCAUUUUUCAUCAAUUACGGGAGCUCCGUGAGGAAAGUUGCUCCGGAAGACAUGGAGGAGGCAGCAUUAUGCGGGGUGGCGGUGACAGGGAUCAUGCUGGGAGUGCCCUUGUAUCAUAGUAUUGGAAAUUGUCGCCAAGGGCGCGUGAUGUCAGUGCAUCUAUUUCGCUGGUGGCUUGUUUGUGCUGUCAUGAUUGCUCUAGGCCUUGUUAUGGCCAUUCUUUUUGGUUGCUCUAUUCUUCUCCUAGCCAACCUUCCACCCCCCAAGCUAUCACCGGUCUCCACCAGCUGCAAGAUCUUAUCUAAAGAUGUGGAUCUCCGAUCUGCCAAGAUAUGUGUGGUUGACAAUUACAUCAUUGUGCCUAGCAGAGGCCGGGAUUAUGAAGGCCUCUCUAAGUUCCAGUGUUAUUUUGACUACUACUGGACCUCGGUGUUUAAGGUAGAAUACAGGCCCCAUGCUUCAUUGGUAGCUGUAGAAACUGCUGCGGAAUCCCCAAAGGAAUCUUUGCCUCAGGAUUGCAGACCAGAAUUUGGUGAUGUCUGGCGGGCUAUAGAAAGAUUUCAGAUCAAUGAGGUCUAUCCCUGUGAAUACAACCCUGGGAAUCUGCUCUCGGUAGAGCUCACAGAUAGAUUAGUGGGCAACUGCAGCAGCAACGAGCUCUUGAAGCCCAAUCUAAUUUUUGGCCAGUUUCAGACGCUGAUAGCACACCAAAUAAUGAUGUUUUUAAGUUCUUCCAAGACUGGGAUGAUGUUUUGGCGAACAGCGUUGUCAGUCGGCCUUGGUUUUUGCUACUCUGUUAUUGUCACAGCUUUCACCAAAUUAGCUUCCUUUAUUCGUUUUAGGGUUUUUGUGGCCGAUGAAUUAUCAGAAGUAGACAUCCUUUACUUUGAAGCUCAUUUGCAAGCUCUCUUCUUAUUUGUUGCUAGCAUGUUCAGCUUUUUCUGGCUAGAUGCAGAUUAUGAACAGCACUUGGAUAAAGUCAUUGAGCAUUUCCUUAUAUCAAUGCAUAAAGUAUUUUUUUAAAACCA